UGAACAAAAAAGUGACAGUGAUGACAGUUCGUGUAUAUAUAGAAAAAUAACCCAAAAAACCCAAAUUUUUUGUAAAUAUCAUUUAAGAGCAAUGGUAAAAUGGUACACUCUUACCGCAAUAGCAACAGUUACUGUUCUUUGACACGAUGACUAACAGAAAGAUAACCAUACUGUACGGCAGUCAAACAGGCACAGCUCAAGAUUUAGCUGAACAAAUUUAUCGAGAAUCGAAACUGUACCACUUCAAUGGACCCGUUCAGUCUAUGGACAGCUAUGAUAUUACCAAUUUAAUAAAUGAAGUGCUAGUGAUUUUUGUGUGUUCCACAACGGGACAAGGUGACGAACCGGAUAACAUGAAAUCAUUUUGGAGAUUUUUAUUGCGUAGAAACUUACCGACCGAUUCAUUGAGCGGCCUUAAGUAUGGAGUCUUGGGAUUGGGCGAUUCCAGUUACAGUAAAUUUAAUUUCGUGGCUAAGAGAUUAUCGAAGCGAUUGACCCAAUUGGGUGGAAGGGAAAUUACGCCAAUCGGUCUGUGCGAUGAUCAACAUGACCUGGGUGCUAGUGGAGUGUAUUUUCCAUGGAUAGCGGACAUGUGGAAGAAACUAUUAGAUGUUUGUCCAUUGCCAGAUGGACUCAAAAUGUUAACCACAAUACCGCAACAGCAUAAAUGGAAUAUUUCGAUUAUCGAUGACAAUAAGGAGAAUAUGGGUGAGCUGAAGCCAGACAGCACUGACAUUUAUGAAGGUUGUGUCGACCCAGUUUUCGAUAAACCAUUUACGACUAAAGUGUUGAGUAAUGUUCGCACCACAUCCAAUGAUCAUUUUCAAGACGUUCGUUUAAUAAGCUUCAAUAGCAAACAUAUUCAGUGGGCAGCCGGUGAUGUCCUUGUAGUUAGACCAAUCAAUUCGAAGGAUAAGGUUCGCGAUCUAUUCGACUUGUUCAGUGAACAUAGCUUACAGCUGUUUCCGGAGACGAUGGUUCAGUUGCAUCAGAUAGAUUCAGGUGAGAUUUUAAAGUCUUAUUGAUGGGUGAUUUGAAUCUUAGUUAUUUUGCG
Molecule: messenger RNA, 1054 nt
Organism: Bradysia coprophila
Lineage: Eukaryota; Metazoa; Arthropoda; Insecta; Diptera; Sciaridae
Product: NADPH-dependent diflavin oxidoreductase 1
Cellular component (GO): cytosol
Molecular function (GO): flavin adenine dinucleotide binding; NADPH-hemoprotein reductase activity; FMN binding
Source: RefSeq, a predicted model, not a curated record